Messenger RNA from Macadamia integrifolia, 1795 nucleotides. Its product is annotated as cytochrome P450 71A1-like. Gene Ontology annotation, molecular function: oxidoreductase activity, acting on paired donors, with incorporation or reduction of molecular oxygen; iron ion binding; monooxygenase activity. The record is from RefSeq and is a predicted model, not a curated record. The coding region runs from base 19 to 1524 and encodes 501 amino acids. NCBI's taxonomy places the organism in Eukaryota, Viridiplantae, Streptophyta, Magnoliopsida, Proteales, Proteaceae. The transcript has 2 exons.
UCUUAUCACUCACCACCAAUGGCUCUACAACUAUUGAAGCUCCCAUGGUGGGAAGAACUGCAAGCGUUACAGAUUCUUCAACUUCUUCUUCUCUUCAUUCCUUCUUUAUUUAUUAUAUUAAAGAUUGCUAGACUAGCCGAGAAAUCCAAUUUACCACCAUCUCCACCAAAGCUUCCCCUUAUUGGAAACCUUCACCAGCUGGGGACACUCCCUUAUCGCUCUCUUAGAGAUCUUUCUCACAAGUAUGGACCUCUCAUGUUCAUGCAAUUGGGCUCUUCACCAACUCUUGUAGUUUCCUCUGCUGAGAUUCUUGAAGAGAUCACAAAGUCUAGAGAUAUUGUGUUUUCAAAUAGGACCAGAAUGGCUGCCGGUGAGAAGCUCUUCUAUGGCUGGAGCGACUUGGCGUUUGCACCCUACAGUGAGUAUUGGAGACAGGUGAGGAAGUUUUGUGUACUAGAGCUCUUGAGUGUUAAGAGGGUACAGUCAUUUAAGUUUGAUAGAGAAGAAGUAGUUGGUAUCAUGAUUGAGAAGAUAAAUCAUUCAUCACAAAUUGAAAACCCAGUUAAUAUAUCUGAUUUGCUACUCAUUACAUCCAAUAACUUGAUCUCACGAAUUGCUUUGGGUGGGAAAUACCAUGGAGAAGACAACAAUGAGAGCAAAGUAUGGCAACUGAUGAGGGAUUUGGUAGCAAUCUUUGGAGUAUUUUGUGUGCGUGACUUCUUCCCAUUGUUGGGAUGGAUUGAUAAACUGAGUGGCUUGGACAGAAAAAUAAACAAGACUUUCAAAAGCUUAGAUGCGUUCCUUGAUCAAGUGAUCCAAGAACAUCUCAUGGGGAAAAAAGAUGAUGAGCAAUCAAAUCAAGAAGACUUUGUAGAUCUUUUGCUCCAAGCUCAGAAGGACUCGACGUUCAACAUCCCCCUCACUCACAACAAUAUCAAAGCAAUUCUUCUGGACAUGUUUGUUGGUGGAACUGACACAUCAGCCAUAACUGUUGAAUGGGCAAUGGCAGAGCUUAUUAGGAACCCCAGAGUGAUGAAGAAAGCCCAAGAAGAGGUAAGAAGAGUGGUGGGGAAGAAAUCCAGGGCUGAAGAAGAUGAUAUUUGUCAAAUGGACUACUUAAAGUCUAUUAUGAAGGAAUCACUGAGAUUACAUCCUCCUGGGCCCUUGUUGUUUCCACGAGAAACUACCAAAGAUACUGAUAUCAAAGGUUACCAUAUUCCUUCUAAGACAAGAGUUUUUAUUAAUGCAUGGGUGAUACAGAGGGAUCCCAAAUUAUGGGAUAAUCCUGAAGAGUUUAUUCCUGAGAGAUUUACCAGCAGCCCAGUUGAUUUUAAAGGCCAGGACUUCAAAUACAUUCCAUUUGGCACAGGGCGCAGGAGUUGCCCAGGAAUAUCAUUUGCCUCGGCGUCCUCUGAGUUAAUUCUUGCCAACCUGUUAUACUGUUUUGACUGGGAGUUACCAGGGAAUGCCAGAAGAGAAGACUUAGACAUGAUUGAAGCUUUUGGGAUUGCACUCCAUAAAUAACAUCCACUUUAUCUUCUUCCAAAAGCUUACAUUUUUUAAGCUUAUAAAAUGCAUUUUAUUUGAAGGUUGCAGAUCAUGCUAUUGAUAUAGGAAAUAUACAAUAUUUUAUAUAAAAUUAUGUUAUGAUUUUCUUUGUUUGGUUACUUCUUCUGUUUUGUUUUGUUUGAUUCGGGCUGAAAAAGAUGUAUAAGAUUCGCCCUAAAAUAAAAAGAUGUACAACAUGGUCUUAUGUUGAGUAUGGAAAUAAUAUAUUGAUUGAUCAUUGAUUUUC